This is a messenger RNA of Alternaria postmessia, 537 nucleotides long. RefSeq lists its product as uncharacterized. NCBI's taxonomy places the organism in Eukaryota, Fungi, Ascomycota, Dothideomycetes, Pleosporales, Pleosporaceae. Bases 1 to 537 code for a protein of 178 amino acids. The record is from RefSeq and is a predicted model, not a curated record. The transcript is spliced from 5 exons.
AUGCGUCUCUUCAUUCUCCUCAUAACUUUUCUUUCGGCUGUAGCGGCUCUUACUCUCAACAAGAUUGAUGGCACUACGAUCGAGCUCGGUGAUGAGCCGGCGGUCGUUGAUCUCAGCAACGUGAUCAUGCCUGCGCGUGCGCCGGUUACUGAGUCCAGUGCCCACAACGCAAGAGACGCUACCGACGUUAACGUCGCAGAUUGGGAUCGUGGUGCGUCUAAUGUUCAUUUCUACCAGCACACCAACUACAAAGGCAGUGUCGUGACGGCCUACCACUGCAGGGAUGGCAUGAACAGUUGCAUGACCUUGUUAAACACAAAAGACGAUCACUAUCGAGCCAUCCUCAAUUCGCUUCGACGUUUGCCCCGACGAUCUAUUAGUGAUGCGACACUGAUUCGAACUAGUACUGGUCACUGUGAACCCACGGCUAGAUCCCUCUUCCUCCACGGCUCGGUUGGCAAUCUUGCGACCAAUCCUGCGACCAUUGGCUGCAACGACAAGAUCAAGUCUGUCGAUUGCUGCUGGGACCAAUUGUGA